Messenger RNA from Talaromyces atroroseus, 1437 nucleotides. RefSeq lists its product as hypothetical. Gene Ontology annotation, molecular function: glycosyltransferase activity. The coding region runs from base 1 to 1437 and encodes 478 amino acids. Lineage: Eukaryota; Fungi; Ascomycota; Eurotiomycetes; Eurotiales; Trichocomaceae. The transcript is spliced from 2 exons. Gene Ontology annotation, cellular component: membrane. The record is from RefSeq and is a predicted model, not a curated record.
AUGCAGCUGCAACCGCCUCUGCACCGGCUGCGCUCGCGCACCUGGAUUCUCGUUAUCGCGCCAAUUCUCAGCCUGGGACUGCUCUGGUCAUGGCUGCGCAGGCCAGAUUCUCUCUUGCUCCAGCAAUUCCUCGUUGCGGACUCAAAUAACCUGCCACUAGCUGCUGCCAGUGACGACGGCCAUGCUGCUUCGUCUGGUUCCGCUGCCGGCGACGGCGGCGGCAGCAGCAUGAUGAACAAUCACAAUGCCAACCUCCCCGGCAUGGAUGACAUUCUGGUUAUUCUCAAGACCGGCGUGACAGAAGCACUAGGCAAGGUGCCUGUCCAUCUCGAAACAACAUUUUCCUCCGUCCCCAACUUCGCCAUCUUCUCCGACUAUAAAGAAACGAUUGCAGGCGUUGAGACGCACGAUGUCCUGAGUCGAAUCAAUGAACAUGUAAAACGCAACAUUCCAGAAUUCGAACUGUACAAUCGCAUACAUGCGCAGGGCCGCGAGGCUCUGACCCCGGCAGACUAUGGCGAUGACUCCAACGGACCAUUCGGAAGACAGAACAAUCCUGGUUGGAAACUGGAUAAAUGGAAAUUCCUGCCUAUGAUCCCCGCCGCGCUGGAACUGAAACCAGAUGCGAAGUGGUUUGUCUUCAUGGAGGCCGACUCGUAUUUCUUAUGGCCUAACCUUGUCGCCUGGUUGUCGCAGCUGGACCCCCAGCGAGACUGGUAUUUGGGGUUCCCCAUGCAAAUUGGAGAUAUUAUAUUUGCCUAUGGUGGCGCUGGGUUUGUGAUUUCGAAUCCCGUCAUGCAGAAAGUAUCGGAGUAUCUGGCUACCAAUGCAGCGGAGCUUGAUGAGUUCACUGCUUCGCAAUGGGCGGGUGAUUGUGUGUUGGGUAAAGUUUUUGCUGAUGCUGGCGUUGGGCUUAAUUGGUCCUGGCCGACAUUGCAGAAUGAUAAGCCCUGGGAGUUAGACCACUUUGCGAGUAUCUAUGAUAAACGAGCCUGGUGCUAUCCUCUGGUGUCCUAUCAUCACAUGCAGCCGGACGACAUUCGCGAGAUGUGGGAGUUUGAUAGAGAUUGGUUCAAGCUGGACGACCCCACAACAAAGUUACUACUAUAUAGCGACGCAUUCCGUCGUAUGAUUCUUCCCGAUAUCCUAUCCCUUCGCAUUGGAUGGGACAAUGGCGCCAAAGACGAGGUCGCCAACGAGGAAAGAUCACCAAAACUCGGAUUGACACUGGAAGGCUGUGGUCAGCGUUGUGCUGAUGACGAGAACUGUCUUCAAUACCGCUACCACGAAGACGAUGGGAGUUGCUUCACCUCAUCAGCCGCUAUGAGAGGCAUAGCAGCUCCCAGGACUGUGAAAUCGAACUGGAUGAUUGAUCGGAUUUUCGAUAAAAUGAAGACAUAUGGACAGAGGUGUACGAAAGCAGAGUUUGUGUUGUGA